Messenger RNA from Musca vetustissima, 2708 nucleotides. RefSeq lists its product as uncharacterized. Gene Ontology annotation, molecular function: G protein-coupled receptor activity. Bases 15 to 2708 code for a protein of 897 amino acids. Gene Ontology annotation, biological process: adenylate cyclase-activating G protein-coupled receptor signaling pathway; G protein-coupled adenosine receptor signaling pathway. NCBI's taxonomy places the organism in Eukaryota, Metazoa, Arthropoda, Insecta, Diptera, Muscidae. Gene Ontology annotation, cellular component: membrane. The record is from RefSeq and is a predicted model, not a curated record. The transcript is spliced from 3 exons.
UCCCUCCCAGCAACAUGUCAGAGUUUCGUUUCUUUGCCGUUACGGACUUUGAAUACAGUUACAAUCGCUCGCAGAAUUUGUUAAAUCUGCCCUUUGCCCCAUUCCAGCCCACCCGCAAAACCACUACCGAUGAAAUCUCAACCGAAUUAAAUGUUCCCUAUGCCGUGUUCGAAAUACUCGUGGCCAUUUGUGCGGUCAUUGGUAAUUUAAUGGUGAUUGUCGUCUUUCAUCGUGAACGGAAAUUACGACGCCGUACCAACUAUUAUAUUGUCUCAUUAGCGAUAGCGGAUUUUUUGGUCGGUUCGUUGGGUGUACCGUUUGCCAUAUUGGCCUCAAUUGGACUACCAACGAAUUUACAUGCAUGCCUAUUCACAAUGUCGCUGCUGGUGGUGCUGUGCACUAUUUCGAUAUUUUGUUUGGUAGCCGUGUCAGUGGAUCGCUAUUGGGCCAUAUUGUAUCCGAUGGCUUAUUCGCGGAAUGUGCGAACACGUACAGCUAUAGUGAUAAUAUCGAUGUGCUGGUUGGCUGGAGCCAUUGUCGGCUUUCUACCGCUCUUCGGGUGGCAUGCAGCGGUGGAUACCAACCAAGCCUGUCUCUUUGUUGAGGUAAUGGAUUACAAUUAUUUGGUGUUCCUGUAUUUUGCAACCAUAAUUACACCCGCUCUGCUGAUGAUGGCAUUCUAUGCCCAUAUCUAUAAGGUUAUCAUCAAGCAGGUACGACAAAUUGUCACAAUGAAUCCAAUGGGUGAUACCAGUCGGCGGAGCUCUACUGCUCAGAUACAUAACAACAAUGGCAGCAGUAUUACUGGUCGGGGUCCAUGUCAUGGUGGUACUAUGCUGCGUGUGCUGGGAGCAGCACGGAAGCGGGAUGUUAAGGCCACUCAGAAUCUUUCGAUUAUUGUAUUGUUCUUCAUGAUCUGUUGGAUUCCGCUGUAUACAAUAAAUUGUAUACAGGCAUUUUGUCCGACAUGUUCGAUACAUCCCAAAUUGACGCUGUUCUGUAUAAUCUUGUCACAUUUGAAUUCGGCUGUAAAUCCAAUUUUAUAUGCCUAUCAUUUAAAGGAUUUCCGAUUGGCAAUGAAAAAUCUGAUAUUACGUGUUAUGGGUAUUGAGGUGGAGGUGACAUUGGAUGCCCAACAUCGCUACUCAUUGGCCUCACAACAUCGUCUACAAUCGAUGGAUGUUAGCUCGAGAAAUAAUGUUCAGACAAGGAUCUAUAUAGAUUCCCCGAUUUGGUUGCGGCAACAGCAACAAUCCUUGAAAAAUUCCCAAUUGGUGGCUAAAUGUGGUGUAGUAACACCUUGCUUGAAUAAUAUCCACCAAACUGUGGCCGCUGUGGCCUCAGUUACCACGGAUAUCGAACGUGAUAUGUGGAAUAUUCGCGAAGCCUCAAGCACUGCCGAGGCAGGAGAGAUUAAUUACAUUUUCUCCGAUGAUAAGGAUUCAGCGGCCCCAACACCACCUCCCCGACGUAAACGCAAAAAGACCCAAAAAUCAGAAGGCUGUGAAAGUCCUUAUUCCUAUGACAAUUGCACCUAUACACCCAGCCCAGAGGGUGAUGAUUUUGAGGAGGUAUUCCUACCGAGCAGACCACAGGAAUCUCAAAAUGGUGGUGUGGAUCAUAAAGUACUCAACGAAAGUCUUAUUGCAUGUACCAUGCGUGAUAAACUGCGUUCCGAUAUAGAUGAUAGACCGCCGAGCACCCCGCACUCUCAAAGCGAUUAUGAAAUACCAAAGAAUGAUAAAGAUUCCAGUUCAACAAGUACACCACAUCAUCAUCAUCAGCUGGGAAAUUCAAUCGCCGAUACUCCGCCCCUAACGCCAAAACAAAUACAACAACUGAAACAAAUGGAUGGCCUACGAUCUUCCAUGUCCAAUGGUUGCUUAAGCGGCAAUUCCAUUUAUAUUAUAGACAGUGAUUCGAACCCGACAACACCGGGUCAUAAACCCAAAUAUCGUAAAACUGCCCAUAUCACGAGGGCAUUAAAUUUACAAAAUAAAUCUUUAACACGUUCCUGUUCAUGUACCAGUGAUACCUCAAUUUCAAUGUCACCGCAAAGGGAUGUGGAACCGCCAGGCACUACCAAUACCGCCAUCAAUAAACAUUCCAAUAGUAAUAAUUCUCUGAGCAAUCAUCACUCAACAUCCAGUCAAAAUCUGCCGAUAACUUCGAAUAGCAAUAACCCAUCUGGCAAUUCGCAGAAUAACAACAAUCUUAAUUACUUUACAUUUCAUCACCCUUCUGCGGAUUAUCAAUACCAUCAACCACAUCACUCCCAUCCACAUCGAAUACGUAAUCCACAACACCAUCAUCAUCAGGAGAAAUUUAGUCCCUUAAAGGCCAUGAGUAAUCUGAUAUUCCCUCCAAUUGUAAAACAUUCCAGCCUAUUUCAAUUAUUCCAUCCCAGUUCCCCGCCCAGUAAUGCGGAAACAACUCAAGAAAAUUCCGCAGUAACAUCGAUGGCAAACUCUUCAAAUUCUCACCAGCCUGCAGCAGCAUUAACUUCCAAAUCCAAAUCUUCACACCACCAACAACAACCAGAAACGACUGAUAAUGUUAAUAAAACAACAAAUAUUUCUAAUAUUCCUGAUCCUCGCGCCAUUGAUGAGGAUGCCACCAGUAAUUCGUUUACUUCCUUAGCCACCGAAGUGAUUGAUGUUUCCUCACUUGAAGUACCAAGACUACCUGAAAUUCGGGCCGAUAGUUGA